AUGCUAUAAUUGCUGCCAAGUGCCAAGCCAAAUCAAUCUCGCAUUUUGCAAAAACGAAGUUGAAACGUGAUAUUUUGAAUUUCAUAAGUUUUUUUAAAUUCAACGUAUCGUUUAAAACAUUCCGAUGUUAAUUACAUUUAACAAGGCAAAACGUGAAUGGUUUAUAAUAAAAUGUUUUGAAUUGUGUUUAUUCAGCUUCAUUCAGUGUAUUAAUAAAUUUUUAGAGCACGCUUCUUGCAAUCAUAACCUCUACAUAAAUAUAAUAUCCAAACUCAUAAAUAAUUAUUAAACUUUUGUAAUAAGUGAAAAUUAGGCUAAUUGUUGAAAAAAUGAAACUUCUUACACAUAAUAUGUUGACAUCAAAAUGCAUGAAAGGAGUCCAAGUGGGUUAUCCUUUGGCACUGGAAGCAACAGAAGUAAAGGUGGUACAAACUGAUUAUAAUUCCGAUUUUAUCCAAAAGCUUUUACCCAGGCUAAAUUAUCCAACUUUGUAUAAAGCUGUAGAAAGUUUAGGUUAUACAGGUAAUUUACCAACUGAACUACCUGAAAAUUGGGAAUUGGAUGAGGAGCUGAUGAAAAAGCUUCAUCAUGCAUUAUUUGAAAUAGAUGUUGUCAAUGGAGAAAUGAUAUGUCCAGAAACAGGGAGAAAAUUUCCAAUUAACAAUGGUAUACCCAAUAUGCUUUUAAAUGAAGAUGAGGUUUAGACUGUAUUAUUAAUUGUAUAAUGAUUAUAAGCACUUUUUUAUUUGCGAAAAUAUCAAUAAUUUAAGUUAUCAAUUGUAAAAUUUAUAUUGUAAAUACUACUUGUGUUUUUCACAAAUCUAAUAGAAAUAAAUACUUAAAAAAUAAUUAUUUCUA
Messenger RNA from Phymastichus coffea, 858 nucleotides. RefSeq names its product multifunctional methyltransferase subunit TRM112-like protein (gene Trmt112). NCBI's taxonomy places the organism in Eukaryota, Metazoa, Arthropoda, Insecta, Hymenoptera, Eulophidae. Gene Ontology annotation, biological process: tRNA methylation; peptidyl-glutamine methylation; rRNA (guanine-N7)-methylation. The record is from RefSeq and is a predicted model, not a curated record. The transcript is spliced from 3 exons. Gene Ontology annotation, molecular function: protein heterodimerization activity. The coding region runs from base 330 to 704 and encodes 124 amino acids.